AUGGCCUCGAGACAGAUUGCGCUGGAGCGGAUCGCUGAGGCAAGUCAAGAGAAUUCGGCGAAAGCCGAGACAGAUUCUAUCCAUGAAUCGGCCUUGGCGAGUCAUGGCAUGCCGAGUACCAAUGACAAUGGCGAGGACAAAGAGCCAAUGGCCGCCACAAACACACUUCCCAAUAACAAUGACGCCCAUGAACCGUCGGCUGAAUUCGUCCCAGAGGCACAACUAGAGACAACAGAGGUGGCACCAGCACCUGAAGAGCCUCAGCUUCUAUUCUCUGCCUUCACCAAGCGCCAGAAGCUGUUCAUUGUGAUAAUGGUUUCGCUGGCAUCAUUUUUCUCCCCUCUCUCUGGCCAGAUCUACUACCCCGUCAUGCCGACAUUGGUAAAGAACUACCAACUCACUCCCGCGCUGAUCAAUCUUACCAUCACAACAUACAUGAUCCUCCAAGGUCUGGCCCCAGCCUUCAUGGGCACCUUUGCCGAUACGGGAGGAAGACGUCCAGCCUAUAUUAUCGCCUUCGCUGUCUAUACCGCCGCUAACAUUGGUCUGGCGCUGCAGCACAGCUUCGCAGCUUUGAUGGUACUAAGAUGUAUUCAGAGCGCAGGAAGCAGCGGCACCGUAGCCUUCGGGUACGGCGUUAUAGCGGAUAUUGCGACGACAGCUGAGCGUGGGAAGUACAUCGGGCCCAUGGCAGCUGGUGUGAUGGUAGCGCCAGCACUGGGUCCUGUCAUUGGUGGUCUUUUGGCCAAAUUCCUCGGCUGGCGAAGUGUCUUCUGGUUCCUGGUUGUCAUCAGUGGCGGAUAUUUGGUCUUCUUUGUCAUUGCUAUGCCCGAGACAGCGCGCAAGAUUGUUGGUAAUGGGAGCGAGGUACCAACUGAGUGGUGGCGCAUGUCAGUACUUCAAUGGUUAUCGACAAGGAUACAUCGUUUGCAGAAAGAGUCAGAUGAGGAACAGCACGCUGGAGAAGAUCCUCAACAACAGUCUGAACAACAGCCCCGGCAGACAACGAAGCUGAAGUUCCCCAAUCCACUCGAUUCAAUCGCCAUUCUCCUUGAGUGGGAUGCCCUCAUCAUUAUCUCAUACGUUGGAUUCGUGAUGUUCGCGAAUAUUGCUCUGUUGACCAGUACUCCAAACUUGUUUGGUCCACUAUACGGAUUCAACGAGCUUCAAAUCGGUCUCUGCUUCUUACCUUUCGGUGUAAGCUCUUGCUUCGGCGCAGUGCUAUACGGCAAAGUAAUCGACUACAGUUACAAGCGCACAGCCCAGAAGGCCGGCCUCCCAGUGAACCGCCAGAAAGGCGACAGCCUCCGCAACUUCCCAAUCGAGCGCGCCCGUCUUCAAACAGUAUUUCCGGUCAUGGCCGUCGGCAUAGUGGCUUUUAUCCCAUAUGGCUGGGUCUUGCAACAGAGAGUACACUUGGCCGUACCACUCGUGUUGCAAUUCGUCAUUGGCUUCUGCUUCGUUGCAUCCCUGAACUGCCUGAAUACGCUUCUCGUUGAUCUCUUCCCAGACAGACCCGCCACGGCUGCGGCCGCAUGCAAUCUUGUUCGUUGCUGUCUGGGUGCUGUUGGGGCUGCAAUCAUCAACCAGAUGCUUAGUGGGAUGGGAUGGGGCUGGUGCUUUGUCUUCCUGGGAUUAGUUAUGACUGCUGGGCUGUCCUUGCUCUGGGUUGAGUGCGUGUUUGGAAUGGGGUGGAGGGAGAAGAGGUUGCUCAAGAUUGAGCGGAAGAAAAGAGAGAAAGAGGCGGCAGAGGCUGGUGAUAUCCCGGUGGAAGAUAAGACCAUUGAAGCGCAGAAUGCUGGAAAGGAAAACCAUGUCCAAGAAGUCGUUCUUGAUCCUCAGACGGACACUGUUGCAGGAACUGAGACUCGCCCGAACUAG
Messenger RNA from Penicillium canescens, 1881 nucleotides. RefSeq names its product putative MFS transporter. NCBI's taxonomy places the organism in Eukaryota, Fungi, Ascomycota, Eurotiomycetes, Eurotiales, Aspergillaceae. The transcript has 2 exons. Gene Ontology annotation, molecular function: transmembrane transporter activity. The record is from RefSeq and is a predicted model, not a curated record. Gene Ontology annotation, biological process: transmembrane transport. The coding region runs from base 1 to 1881 and encodes 626 amino acids.